AUGCUGACACAAGUUGAGCAGGAGAUUCGACGCAAGAUCGAGAGAGAGCUUAACAUCAUACAAGGAGCCUCGCAGCUGAAGAAAAAAACAGACAAUGUUAUGGUGAUACAGAAAUGUAACACCAAUAUUCGGGAGGCUCAGCAAAACAUUCAGUAUCUGGAAGAAACACUCAAGAAGCUUCAAAUCAGCAGUGAUCAAGUUGAAAGGAACCCCUCACAGCAGCGUGCCAGCCAAGUCUACGGCCAACUGUCUACGAUUGCGCCAGAUGAACAUUCAUUCUCCCGGCUGGAUUUAAUGAAGUACGACUGCCCUUCGCUCUCACAACGUAUACAGUACAUGUUACAACAGCUCGAAUUCAAACUACAAGUUGAGCAACAGUACCAAGAGGCCAACGAGAAACUCACGAAGUUGUAUCAAAUUGAUGGCGACCAGCGCAGCAGUUCAGCCGCAGAGGGUGGGUCAAGAGAAUCGAAACAAAGGAUCAACUUGCUAAAGAAGUCUUUGAAAAAAUAUCAGGCAAUCAAUGUUGACCUAGAUCAGUUUAGACACCAGGGCGAGUCUUCGCAUGCAACUCAGCCCAAGUUUAGACGAAAGCAACUGACUGGCGUACUCAGCAUUGGCGUCACUGCCAUUCGAGACGUGGAUCAUGUGCAAUCACCCUUAUUCUCUCGAAAGCCUGACACCUUUAUUACCAUCAAAAUUGACGACACCGUUAAAGCCAAGACCAAACCUUCUCGCAACGGUAGGUGGCACGAAAGCUUCAACAUAAACGUCGGGAAAGGCAAUGAAGUUGAACUUACAGUCUACGAUAGAGUCAACGACCAAACAGUUCCUGUUGCUCAAAUGUGGCUCUUGCUUUCUGACAUUGCGGAGGAGAUUCGUAAGAAAAAAGCAGAGCAAUCAGCUCCGAUAGAUUGGAAUCCUGCUGCUGGAGUAACAAGCUCCUCAGAACAUAGCACAAAACAAGCUAAUGCAGGGGCUGAAAAUGCAGACAGGCGCUUGGGGGCUACUUCCGAAGAUAUUGCCAGCCCUAGUCAGGAAGCGGCUUUGUCGCAGCCCGUUACUACAAGCCUAUGGUUUGUGCUAGAGCCUGCUGGACAAAUUCUAUUGAAUCUCGGCUUUAGCAAGUCCUCUGCGCCCACUGAUAAACAUCUCAUCGGAGGAUUGCAUCGUCAUGGCGCGAUAAUCAACAGAAAAGAAGAGGUUUACGAGCAGCAUGGCCAUCACUUUGUUCAAAAGUCUUUCUACAAUAUUAUGUGCUGUGCUUACUGUGGCGAUUUUCUUCGGUAUAGUGGCUUCCAAUGCCAAGACUGUAAGUUCCUUUGUCACAAGAAAUGUUACAACCACGUUGUUACGAAGUGCAUUGCAAAAUCUAGCAGUGACACCGAUCCGGAUGAAGCUAAACUCAACCACAGAAUUCCACAUAGGUUUGAGCCGAUUUCUAACCGGGGUACAAAGUGGUGUUGCCACUGCGGGUACAUUUUGCCAUGGGGCAAAAAGAAUUUACGAAAGUGCUCGGAGUGUGGCAUCAUGUGUCAUGUUCAGUGUGCCCAUCUUGUGCCAGACUUCUGCGGCAUGUCCAUGGGUAUGGCCAAUAAAAUCUUGACUGCAAUCCAAGAUACAAAAAGGUCACAGGAACAGAGACAAAAGCUGCAGGUCUCACCUCCAAAACACCAAUACCCAGGUGCUGAGUUAUCGAAGAAGACAAGCAGGGUUUCCGAACGAAGCUUUGAAACAAAGCAACUGCCAGUAUCGCCAACACAGAAGAAUCUUUCGGACGUACGCUUGGGACGUAUUGAUGUAGCGGCAGAAGACCAAAGAAGUGAUAAACAAAGAUUUACGGAAACUGCUCAAAAGACCAAGAUCAAACCAACAGCUUCUGAGACAGAAAGAAAUGGAGUUAUCAAUGAGCGCCUCAAUAACUUCAUUGAAGAAAACGCCGACUACGAGGCAUUUACACAGGGUGCAGGCAGUCUUCAAUUACAGGAUCUUGACACUAAGACGCGUUCUUUGGAUCCUUCGCUUGCUUCAGGGCUCGCUUCAGAUAAGCCAGAUCUGUCUACACAAGAGAAUGAUUUGAGCCGUGAUAAUGAAACAAGUAUUUUGCUUGAACAACAACGCGAUGCGCAGCUUGAAAGAGCAAGAGAUCACCAAGGAUUCACUGAAUUUGAUGAUUCAUACGAUGAUGCAAUGGUGCCAUUAGAAACCAAGCGUUCUUCCUUUAACAACACCAUGAGCACUCAAGUUGACCCUGGCGCACAGCUACCUCAAAAAUGGCAAAUUACCCCAGAGCCUGAAGAAAUCCCACAAAAGACAGAAGAACAUACUACGAAGGCUUACAAAGAGCAACGCCACCAAGAUUUAAGCGAUGCAAAGCUUGUUCAAAUCACGCCCCAGCAAAGUGCAGACGCACUUACAAAAUCUCAGCAAUCCUCACCAGAGGCCCCACAAACGGGCGGGAGACAUAAAAGGAAAGCGCCAAAACGUCGUAAGAUCUCUCUGGAUGACUUCGUUCUAUUGAAGGUACUAGGGAAAGGGAAUUUCGGGAAAGUGCUUUUGGCUGAAUCUAAAAAUAACGAACGGUUGUGUGCUAUCAAAGUUCUUAAGAAGGAUCACAUAAUCAAAAACCAUGAUAUUGAAAGCGCAAGAGCUGAAAAGAAGGUGUUUUUGUUGGCCACCAAGGCCAAACAUCCAUUCUUGACAAAUCUUUACUGCUCUUUCCAGACAGAGAACCGCAUUUAUUUUGCCAUGGAAUUUAUUGGAGGUGGAGAUCUAAUGUGGCACGUUCAAAACCAAAGGCUCUCGGUUAGGAGAGCCAAAUUUUAUGCCGCCGAAGUCUUACUGGCACUCAAGUACUUUCACGACAAUGGUGUAAUUUAUCGAGACUUGAAGCUUGAAAACAUUCUUCUAACGCCUGAGGGCCAUAUCAAGAUCGCAGAUUAUGGGUUAUGCAAGGAUGAAAUGUGGUUCGGCAACAAAACAUCUACGUUUUGCGGCACGCCCGAGUUCAUGGCACCCGAAAUCCUCAAAGAGCAGGAAUACACGAAGGCUGUGGAUUGGUGGGCUUUCGGUGUUUUGCUUUAUCAAAUGCUUCUUUGCCAGUCUCCGUUCUCUGGAGAUGACGAGGACGAAGUAUUCAAUGCCAUUCUGACAGAUGAGCCUUUGUAUCCUAUCGACAUGGCUGGUGAUAUUGUACAAAUCUUUCAAGGCCUUUUGACAAAGGACCCCGAGAGGCGUUUGGGGGCUGGUCCUCGUGACGCAGCUGAGGUCAUGGCCGAGCCCUUUUUCAGGAACAUAAACUUUGACGAUAUACUCCAUAAGCGAGUCCAGCCACCAUACAUCCCAGAGAUCAAGGCUGCUGACGAUACUUCCUACUUCGAGAAGGAAUUUACUUCCGCUCCACCUACUUUGACUCCUUUACCGUCGGUCUUGAGCUCAAGUUUGCAAGAAGAAUUCCGCGGCUUUUCGUUUAUGCCAGAUGACCUGCUGCUAUGA
Molecule: messenger RNA, 3495 nt
Organism: Lachancea thermotolerans CBS 6340
Lineage: Eukaryota; Fungi; Ascomycota; Saccharomycetes; Saccharomycetales; Saccharomycetaceae
Gene: PKC1
Product: protein kinase C
Exons: 1
Coding region: 1-3495 (1164 amino acids)
Biological process (GO): fungal-type cell wall biogenesis; signal transduction; protein phosphorylation
Molecular function (GO): ATP binding; diacylglycerol-dependent serine/threonine kinase activity
Source: RefSeq, a predicted model, not a curated record